Molecule: messenger RNA, 2073 nt
Organism: Camellia sinensis
Lineage: Eukaryota; Viridiplantae; Streptophyta; Magnoliopsida; Ericales; Theaceae
Source: RefSeq, a predicted model, not a curated record
AGUGGCGGAACUCAAACCCAACUAUCGACCAAAAAUAAUCAAAGCGCUCUAUAAUAAAAUUUCAAGUCCGCGCUUCGCAACUGAUGAGUAUCGCUGAUGAACUCUCUCUAUCCUAUGCUCUACGAAUCAAGCCGCCCCGUAAUUCGUCUCUCCAAAACCCUAGAAUUCGUCGAUUCUCGUCGAAUUCGUUGUAUUAAACACUCGCACAAAUAUUAGGUUUUGUAUUCGAAGCUGAUUUCGAGUUUGAAAGUCUCUCCGAUCAAGUUUCUCAGUUUUUGUGCUCACUGUGAGAUCUAGGGUUUCGUUUCCCUGCAAUUCUUGAAAGUGUUUGUGGGUUUACGAAACUGGCUAUGAACUACGAGCCCUACGACAGCAGUGGAACUGAUGACGAUCUUCCUCCAUCACAUCAAGGUAGACUUCCAAGAGGUGGUCGCGUUGCAGGGAAUGGAAGAUCUGCUGUAAUGGGUUCUGUCCCAUACCCUAGGAUGUAUGGUGAAACUGAUAUGGAGGCCCAAAUUCACCACCUGGAGCAAGAAGCAUACAGUUCAGUUCUAAGAGCCUUUAAAGCUCAAGCUGAUGCCAUAACUUGGGAGAAAGAAAGUUUAAUAACUGAACUCCGAAAAGAGUUGAGAUUAUCAAAUGAAGAACAUAGAGAGCUUCUAGGCAGGGUUAACGCUGAUGAUGUCAUCCGGAGGAUAAGGGAGUGGAGACAGGCUGGUGGGAUUCAACCUGGCAUGCUUAGUACUGGUCAAGCUGUUCAUGAUCCAGUGCCUAGUCCCACUGUCUCAGCAUCACGGAAAAAACAAAAGAUGAAUCAGUCCGUCCCUUCUCAAUCAUUUGGCGGGCCAUCUUCUUCUUUCCACCCAAAAACGGUGGCUCCUUCCCCCCAACCAUCUUCUUCAGCUGCAAAACGAGGACCUAUUAUGGGAGGCAAGGGCAAGAAGCAUAAACCUGGUCAGAUGUUGCCCAAUGCAUCGUCAAUGAGAAUGAAGUACCCUUCCUCAGGUCCAACUGGAAGGGGUCAACUUGGUAAUCAGGUUUCUUCUAGUGCCCUUGCAAGUGAACCUGCUGAAGGAGCAUCAUUUGAUAAUUUAAUUGGGAGGAAAGUGAGGACCAGGUGGCCAGAUGACAAUAAUUUUUAUGAAGCAGUUAUUACUGACUACAAUCCUGUUGAGGGCCGGCAUGCUCUUGUUUAUGAUAUUGGUACUGCAAAUGAGACAUGGGAGUGGGUCAAUCUUGCAGAGGGCCAAUUCAAUGGGAUUGAUAUUUGUCAGUGAUGUUUUGAACACACAAAUUGAGGGGUUUGUGAUCUUAUUUUGCAGGGCCAAUUCAAUGGGAUUAAUUGGGAAAUUGUUUUAGCUUUUACAUAUUUGUGGUAUCAUCAUAAAUGUGGUUCAUUAGAUCGACCAUCUGAGGAAGACAUACGGUGCAUCUAUUAUUUAGUGAUUGAGUCGGACAAUGGAUGGAAUGAAAUAGUAAUUUUAAGUGUUAGUAGUUGCCCAUCCCUGUAAUAAAUGUUUUAUUGCACACCCUCAUUCUCUAGACCCUUCUUUCACUCAAUUUCUUACCCAAACCACACCCUACUCAAGAACGAAAGGAGGUAUUUUGGGUAUAGAUAUUAAAUGUUUUUCCUUGUAAAAAAAGUUUAUAUGCUUCUUUCACCCAUGUGUAUAGAUGUUGGUUGGAUCUUCUUGUGUUUAGAUUCAAUUGCCAAGAAUUUAAUGGAGAACUUGACUCUAGAGGGUUGAAUGGUGGUGAGGAUUACUACAGGGUUGAGGAUUGAACCACCAAAGUAAUUGAGAUGAAGGCUGUUGAAUUUGAGGCAAUGAGGCAUACACACUUGACACCAGUAUUUAUCCACAUGUUCAAUGACAUGACUCAAAUCAUAUUGUGGAAGUGCUCAGAAAACUGUGUCAUUUGAAUAUCACAUUUGAUUAAGUACUAAUCUUUAAAAAUAAUAAAAUAAAACUAAAAAAAAAAAACUGUUGGAGAUUUCCUUGCUUGCAGCUUUUAUGGAUUAAUCAAAAGCAUUUUAUUUUAUAUCUCAUACUAGGCUUGUUAUUUGUUAAGAAC